Molecule: messenger RNA, 1304 nt
Organism: Sphaerodactylus townsendi
Lineage: Eukaryota; Metazoa; Chordata; Lepidosauria; Squamata; Sphaerodactylidae
Gene: TPI1
Product: triosephosphate isomerase 1
Exons: 7
Coding region: 100-846 (248 amino acids)
Biological process (GO): glycerol catabolic process; glycolytic process; gluconeogenesis
Cellular component (GO): cytosol
Molecular function (GO): triose-phosphate isomerase activity
Source: RefSeq, a predicted model, not a curated record
UAGCUCGGCGCGAGACGGCGCGCGUGGCGGCUCCUGACCUUCCUGUUGUCCUCUCUCUUUUGCGAAGCGGUCGGGCCGUUCACCCUCUUCAUCACCGUCAUGGGCCCCAGGAAAUUCUUCGUGGGCGGGAACUGGAAAAUGAAUGGCGACAAGAAGAGCCUCGGGGAGCUCAUCCAGACACUCAACGGCGCCAAAGUCCCCGCAGAUACCGAGGUGGUUUGCGGUGCCCCUUCCAUCUACCUUGACUUUGCCCGCCAGAAGCUCGAUGCCAAGAUCGGUUUGGCCGCCCAGAAUUGUUACAAGGUGGCAAAGGGGGCUUUCACAGGAGAGAUCAGCCCAGCCAUGAUCAAGGAUAUUGGAGUCAACUGGGUGAUCUUGGGACACUCGGAGAGGAGGCACGUCUUUGGGGAGUCAGAUGAGCUCAUUGGACAGAAGGUGGCCCACGCCUUGACCGAGGGGCUUGGUGUGAUUGCCUGCAUUGGGGAGAAGCUGGAUGAGAGAGAAGCUGGCAUCACAGAGAAGGUGGUGUUCCAGCAGACCAAGGUUAUUGCAGAUAACGUGAAAGAUUGGAGCAAAGUGGUUCUCGCUUACGAGCCAGUUUGGGCUAUCGGGACCGGCAAAACGGCAACUCCCCAGCAGGCCCAAGAGGUCCACGAGAAACUCAGGGGCUGGCUGAAGAGCAACGUGUCUGAGGCUGUGGCGCAGUCCACUCGGAUCAUCUACGGAGGUUCAGUCACUGGUGGCACCUGCAAAGAACUGGCCUCCCAAGGUGACGUGGAUGGCUUCCUUGUGGGUGGGGCCUCCCUCAAGCCUGAAUUUGUUGACAUCAUCAACGCGAAACACUGAAAUCUGACUGCGGAGCCUUAGGUUUUGGAAGGAGAGAGGGAAAAUCCUGUUGUGAAAAGGAGAUCUAUACUGUAACAAAGCAAAGAGCUGUGUCUACCCCCUGCACUUGGGUGUGAAGGCCUCACUUUCCAGUUCCUCUUCCACCUUCGCUUACUGUAAAUUGUCCGACAACUAUUGCCAAGCCAUGUAUCGGUUAGCUGUGAGCCUUUUUGAAGGCAGGAGGCUAGUUCGCUUGCCCCAGGGUGAGUGGUGGGGCCUCCUGCCUUCCCUCUUCCCUCCUAGACUGGCCAGUUUUCCUGUCAGAAGCCCACCUCCCUUGCUAAGGAAAGGUUCCUGCCUCCUCAGUUCAGCCAAGGGGAUGUCAGGCAACUAUUGGCUCACAUUGUUGUAAGUUUAUAUGUCUGUUUUGCGUUCCCCAAACAAAGCCAACUUUGAAGAGAAUAAACAAAGGGAAAGUA